AUGGCCCGGGUGAAACAAGACUACGUGGUUGUCGAUCCCAAGGGGAAGCACACAACGCUUACAAUUGAGAAUGUGGGGCUAAUACCAAUCAUGGCUCGGGUGCGGUCUGUGAAUGUCACCGCAUACUCAAUUAACCCGACCUAUUACCUGAUCCAUCCCAACGGAUCACAGGACGUCAACAUAGAGAUUCAUAUACCACGCCAUAUUGAUCCCCUACACGACGCGUUCAAGGUUGCCACAUUGACGCUGCCUCAGAAGUUUCUAGAGAGAGUUAAAACAGAGGUAGAGACCAGAAAAAGCCCCAGCGACACCGUGUGCAGGACCCUUUGGGAAGAAGUUGUUGCAACAUACAAUCCUAUUACAAAGGAUAUCAUCGUUCCUACACGGAGCGUAGGGGUAUUAGGGACGUAUCAAGCAAAGCUGGCGCAGGACACAGAUGACCUAAAUAUCCUCAAGGAGGAAAUAGAGCGUCUGAUAGCCAUGCGGAAAAAGAACGAGAAGCUGCUGCAAGACAUGGAGACAAAGGGAAUCGUCAUCCAAUCAAGGAAAAACAAUCUCACGGAGAGACUAAAAUAUCUGCAGGCUCAGCUGGAUUCUCUAGGUGUUUCGCGCGUAAUGGGACAGAUGAACAAGUCCAAGCGUAUACUGGCCCACUACUUAUUUAUAAUUUUCUUACUCCUGGCGUCUACCCUUGGGGGGUACGCCCUCUUGUAA
This is a messenger RNA of Giardia duodenalis, 714 nucleotides long. RefSeq lists its product as uncharacterized. The record is from RefSeq and is a predicted model, not a curated record. Lineage: Eukaryota; Fornicata; Diplomonadida; Hexamitidae. The transcript has a single exon. Bases 1 to 714 code for a protein of 237 amino acids.